Messenger RNA from Melanaphis sacchari, 1072 nucleotides. Its product is annotated as probable uridine nucleosidase 1. NCBI's taxonomy places the organism in Eukaryota, Metazoa, Arthropoda, Insecta, Hemiptera, Aphididae. Gene Ontology annotation, molecular function: hydrolase activity, hydrolyzing N-glycosyl compounds. The transcript is spliced from 5 exons. The record is from RefSeq and is a predicted model, not a curated record. The coding region runs from base 71 to 1072 and encodes 333 amino acids.
GUCCAAGUCUGCACUACGUUUGACGUUACUACCAAUUAUUGUUUUGUUUAAUAACAAGCAACAUCCAAAAAUGAUGGGAAAAAAAAAACUUUUAAUCUUUCUUGAAUUAAUUCUGAUAACAACUUUAACAGGAGUGAAAAGUGAUAAACUUGUGAUUGACACGGAUGCUGGUGCUGAUGAUGCAAUGGCUAUUUUGCUUCUACUAUCAGUGUGUGCUAACAACAACAUAAAUAUCGAUAUUGUAGCAAUAACUUGUACCUAUGGUAACUCCAAUUUGAGAAACGUUGAAAAAAAUGUGCUCAAGACAUUGACAAUCGCAAAUGAAACAAAAAUACCAGUUUUUAGUGGUGCGUACAAACCACUGAUCCAGAAUCAUACAUAUGAUAAUUUCUUUGGUAAUGAUGGAUUUGGUGAUUUCGAAUUUAAUCAAAAAAUUACUAGUUAUAUUGAUAGAUCAAAACAUGCAGCAAUUGCAUUAAUUAAUUUAGCUAAUCAAUAUCCUGGUGAAUUGAGUAUACUUGUACUUGGACCAACAACAAAUAUCGCACUUGCAAUAUCGUUGGAUCCAAAUUUUGUUCAUAAAGUCAAAAGUUUUUAUGUGAUGGGUGGAAGUGUUAAUGGCUAUGGAAAUAGAAGUCCAGGCGUUGAAUUUAAUUUUGGCUCGGAUCCAGAGAGUAAUUUUAUAUUUUUCAAUUCAACUCAAGGAAAAAUUAGUUUGUUACCUUGGGAGACUAAUCUAUCAAUUAACAUAUCAAUGUCAUGGAGAAUAAAUGUACUUGGUGGUAUUGAUUCAAAAUUCAUGAAAUUUUUAAAUCAAGGUGAAUCAAAAAUUAAAAAAUUUCCAACUUGGCAACCUUGUGAUUCAUUAAUUGUAGCUAUAAUGUUGUGGCCAAAUUUGAUUACAAAAUCUUUUGUUACAAAUAUAUCACCAAUUAUGGGAGGUGAAGCACGUGGUGGAUUACUUAUUGAUUAUACAGAAAUAACUAGUAAGCCAAAAAAUGUUGAAAUUAUUCAAGAAGUCGAUGUAGAAGAAUUCCAAAGAAUUCUUUUGUUAUAUUUAUCAUACAUUUAA